Fusarium tjaetaba is the source of this 1509-nucleotide messenger RNA. Its product is annotated as HAL kinase. The transcript has 2 exons. The coding region runs from base 1 to 1509 and encodes 502 amino acids. NCBI's taxonomy places the organism in Eukaryota, Fungi, Ascomycota, Sordariomycetes, Hypocreales, Nectriaceae. The record is from RefSeq and is a predicted model, not a curated record. Gene Ontology annotation, biological process: protein phosphorylation; intracellular signal transduction; intracellular monoatomic cation homeostasis. Gene Ontology annotation, molecular function: protein serine/threonine kinase activity; ATP binding.
AUGCCCACUGCAUCUGGUUCCUCAAAACCGCCCUCCGCAUCGAGCUCGAAACCAUCCUCGGUUAAAUCUCAAGAUGGCGUCAAGAAGUCCCCUGGUCUAGCACCACAGAAUGGUGCAACUACUGAUAAUGAACAUCCUCCCUCAGACACGCAUCUCAAGCCAACAGCCUCAGUAAAGAACCGUCUCACCCGCAUGUUCUCGUCCAAGGAUACGUCAAGAGUUCCGACCCCCGCCCCUUCGACUGUCGAUUUACCUAAUCGCCCGCGGGCUUCUUCCACAAACGGCACCUCUACACCCGCGGCAAAGACUUCGUCCACCGAGAAGGGUAGCGACAGGGCUUCGCUCAAACCGACUGACAAGGCCACGACACCAGCCAAACCAGCCACGAAAUCGACCAGUGGCAAGGAACCCUCUCAACGAUUUGUUCUAAAUCUGGAAGCACAGGGCGGCCAUGAGCAUCAUCUAAAAUCUAGUCGACGUCAGGAAAAGCUCUCGGAUAUGUGGAGAGCGAUCAUCGGCAAGAAGCAGGAUGCAGCCGCUGAGCACGAUCUAUCGCUCGUUUCAAAUUGGGUGGAUACACUACAACAAGAAAAAGAAGAAGCUGGCGAUAGAAAAGGUGGGCCCAGCGCAACGACAACCCUGGUCGAGAAAUACGGCAAAUGCCAGGAGGUGGUUGGCCGUGGCGCUUUUGGCAUUGUUCGAAUCUCCCACAAGAAGAUUGGUGGCAGCAAUGAAAAGCUCUUUGCUGUCAAGGAGUUCCGACGCCGACCAGAAGAGACAGAGAAGAAGUAUAGCAAGCGACUCACAGCCGAAUUCUGCAUAUCAUCCUCGCUUCGGCAUCCCAACGUUAUUCACACACUCGAUUUGCUUAAGGAUGCCAAGGGCGACUACUGCGAAGUCAUGGAAUUCUGCGCUGGAGGAGAUUUGUACACUCUCGUUCUCUCAAGUGGGAAGCUCGAGGUACAAGAAGCCGACUGUUUCUUCAAGCAGAUGAUGCGAGGUGUAGAAUAUCUUCAUGAAAUGGGUGUAGCGCACCGUGAUUUGAAGCCAGAAAACUUGCUCCUGACGACCCGUGGCGCCCUCAAAAUUACGGAUUUUGGCAACGGAGAGUGUUUCCGAAUGGCUUGGGAGACAGAUGCGCAUAUGGUAUCUGGCCUAUGCGGUUCUGCUCCAUACAUUGCCCCCGAGGAAUACACGGAUAAGGAGUUUGACGCCAGAGCUGUAGAUGUGUGGGCUUGUGGUGUCAUCUUCAUGGCAAUGAGGACAGGGCGACACCUUUGGCGACUGGCCAAGAAGGACGAUGAUGAGUUCUACGCCCGUUAUCUGGAGGGUCGCCGUGAUGAGGAGGGCUACGGCCCCAUCGAAUCUCUUCAUCGGGCGCGAUGCCGCAAUGUCAUCUACUCCGUUCUCGACCCCCACCCGACUCGACGCUUGACGGCCGCUCAGGUCCUUAAGUCAGAAUGGGUACGUGAGAUCAAGCUAUGCAAGGCUGGUGAAGAGGGUCUAUGA